CCCGCCGCGCCGCGCCCCCCGCCUCGCCCCGAUGAGUAACUCGCGGAAUAACCGGGUGAUGGUGGAGGGCGUCGGGGCCCGGGUGGUGCGGGGCCCCGACUGGAAGUGGGGCAAGCAGGACGGCGGCGAGGGCCACGUGGGCACCGUGCGCAGCUUCGAGAGCCCCGAGGAGGUGGUGGUGGUCUGGGACAACGGCACGGCCGCCAACUACCGCUGCUCCGGGGCCUACGACCUCCGCAUCCUCGACAGCGCGCCCACCGGCAUUAAGCACGACGGAACCAUGUGCGACACUUGCCGCCAGCAGCCAAUCAUUGGGAUCCGGUGGAAAUGUGCCGAGUGCACCAAUUAUGAUUUGUGUACAGUCUGUUAUCACGGGGACAAGCAUCACUUAAGGCAUCGUUUUUAUCGAAUCACCACUCCAGGCAGCGAAAGGGUGCUCUUAGAAUCUCGUCGAAAAUCAAAGAAAAUCACCGCCAGAGGAAUCUUCGCCGGUGCCAGGGUGGUGCGAGGGGUAGAUUGGCAAUGGGAAGACCAAGAUGGUGGCAACGGGCGUAGAGGAAAGGUAACAGAAAUUCAGGACUGGAGUGCCUCAAGCCCACACAGUGCAGCUUAUGUUCUGUGGGAUAAUGGUGCUAAGAAUCUUUACAGAGUUGGCUUUGAGGGCAUGUCUGACCUGAAAUGUGUCCAGGAUGCCAAAGGAGGUUCUUUCUACCGAGACCACUGCCCUGUUCUAGGUGAGCAGAAUGGUAACCGAAAUCCUGGUGGGCUUCAGAUUGGUGAUCUAGUGAACAUAGAUCUCGAUCUGGAAAUUGUCCAGUCUUUACAGCAUGGUCACGGAGGAUGGACUGACGGCAUGUUUGAGACUCUAACCACGACCGGCACAGUUUGUGGCAUUGACGAAGAUCACGACAUUGUAGUGCAGUACCCGAGCGGCAACAGGUGGACCUUCAAUCCAGCUGUUCUCACUAAAGCCAACGUGGUCCGAAGCGGGGACGCUGCUCAGGGGGCCGAAGGGGGCAGUUCACAAUUUCAAGUUGGCGACCUUGUACAAGUUUGUUACGAUCUAGAACGAAUUAAGCUUCUGCAAAGAGGCCAUGGCGAGUGGGCGGAAGCUAUGCUGCCUACCUUAGGAAAAGUUGGCCGGGUUCAGCAGAUAUAUUCUGACAGCGAUCUGAAGGUGGAAGUUUGUGGAACCUCUUGGACGUACAAUCCGGCAGCGGUUUCCAAGGUGGCGUCGGCAGGAUCGGCGAUUAGCAACGCAUCUGGGGAGAGACUGUCCCAACUCCUGAAGAAGCUGUUUGAAACCCAAGAAUCGGGGGACCUCAAUGAAGAGCUAGUCAAAGCUGCUGCCAAUGGGGAUGUGGCUAAAGUAGAAGACUUGCUGAAGAGACCAGACGUGGACGUGAACGGACAGUGCGCUGGCCAUACGGCCAUGCAAGCUGCAAGUCAGAACGGACACGUUGACAUCUUGAAGUUACUCCUGAAGCAGAACGUGGAUGUGGAAGCAGAGGAUAAAGAUGGAGACAGAGCCGUCCAUCACGCGGCUUUUGGAGACGAAGGCGCUGUGAUCGAGGUGCUUCAUAGAGGGAGUGCAGAUCUGAAUGCCCGUAACAAGCGCAGGCAGACCCCGCUUCAUAUCGCCGUCAAUAAAGGCCACCUCCAAGUCGUGAAGACUCUGUUGGAUUUUGGCUGCCACCCCAGUCUGCAGGACUCGGAAGGCGAUACUCCCCUCCACGACGCAAUAAGUAAAAAGCGGGAUGAUAUCCUGGCAGUCCUGUUAGAAGCCGGGGCGGACGUUACCAUUACCAAUAAUAACGGAUUCAACGCCCUCCACCACGCCGCGCUACGAGGAAACCCCAGUGCGAUGCGGGUGUUACUGUCCAAACUCCCCCGACCGUGGAUCGUCGAUGAAAAGAAGGACGACGGCUACACCGCUUUGCAUUUAGCAGCGCUCAACAAUCACGUGGAAGUGGCCGAACUGCUGGUGCAUCAGGGCAGCGCCAAUCUGGACAUUCAGAACGUAAACCAGCAAACGGCACUACACCUUGCCGUGGAAAGACAGCACACCCAAAUCGUGAGGCUCUUGGUCCGAGCAGGUGCCAAACUGGAUAUUCAGGAUAAAGAUGGGGAUACUCCCUUACACGAGGCCCUGCGGCAUCAUACUCUGUCGCAGCUCCGCCAGCUCCAAGACAUGCAAGACGUGGGAAAGGUAGACGCAGCCUGGGAGCCAUCCAAGAACACGUUAAUCAUGGGGCUUGGGACCCAGGGGGCGGAGAAGAAGAGUGCAGCAUCUAUUGCCUGCUUCCUCGCAGCCAACGGUGCAGACCUCGGUAUUCGGAAUAAAAAGGGGCAGUCUCCUCUCGACCUCUGCCCGGAUCCCAGCCUCUGCAAAGCCUUGGCAAAAUGUCACAAAGAAAAAGUCAGCGGUCAAGUGGGUUCCCGAAGUCCUUCCAUGAUCAGCAACGACUCCGAAACCUUAGAAGAGUGCAUGGUGUGUUCCGACAUGAAGCGAGAUACUCUUUUUGGACCAUGUGGACAUAUUGCUACGUGUUCUCUGUGUUCUCCGCGAGUCAAGAAAUGCCUCAUCUGUAAAGAGCAAGUUCAGUCCAGAACUAAGAUUGAAGAAUGCGUGGUGUGCUCUGACAAGAAAGCCGCAGUGCUUUUCCAACCUUGUGGCCAUAUGUGCGCUUGUGAGAAUUGUGCUAACUUGAUGAAGAAAUGUGUGCAGUGCCGGGCCGUGGUCGAACGGAGACUGCCUUUCAUUAUGUGCUGUGGAGGGAAAGGUUCGGAAGACGCCACGGACGAUAUUUCAAGUGGAAACAUUCCAGUUUUACAGAAAGAUAAGGACAACACUAACGUCAAUGCCGAUGUCCAGAAACUGCAGCAACAGUUACAAGACAUCAAAGAGCAGACGAUGUGCCCCGUGUGUCUGGAUCGCCUGAAGAAUAUGAUCUUCCUCUGCGGCCACGGGACCUGCCAGCUUUGUGGAGACCGGAUGAGCGAAUGCCCCAUCUGCCGCAAAGCCAUCGAACGCAGGAUCCUCUUGUAUUAAGCCCAGACCCCACGGGGGUUGGUAAUAAUGAAACCAUGUCCGAGGAUUUGGUCAUUAGAACUUAAUGAGCCUACAGAGCCGUGGGCGGUUCAAAUGAGUUUAUUUCUAAUGCAGCAGCACGUGUGUGCCAGGUUGUAAUUGCUCGAAGACUGAGAACGCACCCCAAACCCGACAAGCUACGAAGCAGUAUUCGGACAGUCUAGUUUCGAACAUCGCUUGACCAGGCCAGCUAACCCUUGUUUAAUUUAAAGCAGUUUUUCCACCACCACCAUCUGACAAAACCUCUUUGUAAGGGGACACUCUUCUCUAUUUUUUUCCUUGAUUUUUUUCUUUUUAUGUUACCAUGAUGUCUUCUUUUAUAUUACAUAAAAUCUCAAACAGCGAAUGACGUUCUUUUUCGUGCUGUCAGCGAUUGUCUUGUACAGGUCUCUGGACCUCAAUUUCAUUUUUCUCAUUGGUGCCCGGUGAGCGGAACAUAAAAUCAUGCCCGUUAA
This is a messenger RNA of Ornithorhynchus anatinus (platypus), 3546 nucleotides long. RefSeq names its product MIB E3 ubiquitin protein ligase 1 (gene MIB1). The transcript has 21 exons. Lineage: Eukaryota; Metazoa; Chordata; Mammalia; Monotremata; Ornithorhynchidae. Gene Ontology annotation, biological process: protein ubiquitination. The record is from RefSeq and is a predicted model, not a curated record. Gene Ontology annotation, cellular component: cytoplasm. Bases 32 to 3052 code for a protein of 1006 amino acids. Gene Ontology annotation, molecular function: ubiquitin-protein transferase activity; zinc ion binding; protein binding.